Sclerotinia sclerotiorum 1980 UF-70 is the source of this 1590-nucleotide messenger RNA. RefSeq lists its product as hypothetical. Lineage: Eukaryota; Fungi; Ascomycota; Leotiomycetes; Helotiales; Sclerotiniaceae. The coding region runs from base 1 to 1590 and encodes 529 amino acids. The record is from RefSeq and is a predicted model, not a curated record. Gene Ontology annotation, biological process: mRNA splicing, via spliceosome. The transcript has 2 exons. Gene Ontology annotation, cellular component: nucleus.
AUGAAUAAUCAACAAUUCCGAAAACUAGUUCUGGAUACGCCUGCAAGACAGGCCUCCACAGGAGAUAAGAAUUCAAGUAUUGGUGCAACUCCUAGACGAGAUGGCUCAAUACCUUCUGCACUUGGUUCUCGGAUGCGAAGUUCAAUACCUAUGACACCCCGCUCAGUAGGUGGCGUUGAUUUCGCACGUCAGGUGGCCGAACAACGAGCUCUAAACAAUCCCUCACAGCCCAAGAAAUUUCGUUCGGUCGCCGCACCUAAAGGUUCGAAACUUGCAGCUGGAUAUACCGAUCGCACAAAGCAGCGCAUCGAUGAGGAUGAAGAUGAUAAGGCCACUAGAGUCAAGGCAUUAGAGGAGAUGAUGAAGCUACAACAGAUUGACGAAGCUACAUUCAUAAAAUUGAGGGACGAGAUAUUGGGUGGUGAUGUUCAAAGCACGCAUUUAGUGAAAGGGUUGGAUUAUAAGUUGUUGGAGAGGGUAAGGAGAGGUGAGGACGUUUUAAGUGGAAAGAAUGACGACGAAGAUGAUGCUGCAGAAGGGGACUUAGAUGACGAGUUUGAGAAGUUAGAGGAUAAAGAUGUUGUUGCUGUCGAGAAGGAGAAGAGCAAAAAGAAAGGGGAGAUGGCACCACCUAGUUUGAUUCCAGGAAAGAAAAGAACUCGAGAUCAGAUUCUGGCAGAGAUGAAAGCAGCGAGGCAGGCGGCCAAGGAGGCGGCGCAACCAUCUUUAGGAGCGAGGUUCAAGAAAGUUGGAGCUCCAAAAUCUACGACUAGGAUGGAGAGGGAUGGAAAAGGAAGAGAGGUCCUAAUAAUCGUUGAUGAAAACGGCAAUGAGAAAAGGAAAGUCAGGAAAGUGCAGAUUGAACCGGAAGCAGGGAAAGGAAAUGGUCUGUUAAUGCCGGACAAGGAUGCGAAACCGUUAGGGAUGGAGGUUCCAGAAAUACCAAAAGAGCCGGAACCAGAGGAAGAAGACAUCAAUAUAUUUGACGAUGCAGGGGAUGAUUAUGAUCCAUUAGCUGGACUUGAAAAUUCAGAUUCAGAUUCAGACACGGAUGCCGAAGAUGGAGAAGUUACGGAAGAUAAUCAACGGAAGAAGACUAAGACUCAAGAUUCACACCAGGAAACAACUGCAUCUGGAAAUAUGGCACCUCCUCCACGAUCUGACAAACCUAGAAACUACUUUGGUGAAUCUGAGCCUGCAACGACAGAAAACGAGAACAAGCCAAAAGCAUUCAGUGACCCAACUAUCCUCGCUGCUCUUAAAAAAGCAUCUACCCUCAAUCCUAUAUCAAAAGCCCCAGAAACAGCGGAGGAAGCAGCAAAGGAAGCGCGGCGGAAAAAGAUGCUCCAACAGGAUGAUCGUGAUAUGGAGGAUAUGGAUAUGGGAUUUGGAAGUAGUCGAUUUGAAGACGAAGCUGAUUUUGAUGAGACGAAAGUCAAGCUUUCUGCGUGGGGUCAAGGAGAAUAUGAUGACGAUGGGAAAGGAGAAGGAAAAUUUAAGAGGAAGAGAGGUUCUAAAAAGAGAAAGGGUGAUGCAAAUAGUGCUGCCGAUGUUAUGAAGAUCGUAGAGAGUAGGAAGGCCGGGUCGUAA